UGAUACCCUCACUCCCCUUCUGCUCGCUUCUCUUGGACCGUCUCUCUUUCUCUCCUUUUGAGCGCAAAAGAAAAGUGAACUGGAAGUCGGGUUCGUGGGGCCAUGCAGCCGCCUCCGGUGGCUGCCGAGAGACCAGUAGUCACUCGCGUGCGGUGGCGAGAGGACGUGUUUUCCUCCAGCAGUGACCACGCCUCUCGUUUCACGUUUGUUUUGUUUUCCCUUUUCACUAGAAUUUUUCGAAAAAAAGACAAUUGCGCGCAACACAUUUCGUUUCAAUAAGAAAGCCACAUUUUUGUUUCGAAUUCAACGAAGACUUUUUGUUUUGUUUUGUUUAUUUUUUAGUUGGUGUAAAAAAACAAACAAUUCCUUUGAGCUGUGUUGGAAAAAAAAUUCAAAAUCUGCCGGUUCUUACAUCGGGACGCUGUUGAAGAAUUUUCAACAAGAGAGACUAUUAUGUCACGGAGGAAGCAGAGCAAUCCGAAACCGGUGAAAAGAGACGACGAGUUACCUGCUGGAAUGGACGACGAUAGCCUCAAUGGCGGCGAUGCAAAGUCGUCGGCAUUGUCGAUGGAAGAGGAGGAAGAACUGGAGGAGGACGGUGUCAGUUUAACGACGACCAGUUCCAGCGCAGCUGCGUCCCCUCCGCCGCAGCCACCGCCCGCCCAUCCGCUUCCCUCUAACCGAGGCCGACCUCCGUCUCGGCCUCCGUCGGAGGAAGCGGAUCAGCCGGCCAUUAAAUCGACUGUUGGCAAAUCGCGGAUUGCGCCUACGCCGCCGCCUCCGCAACAACAAGCGACGGCCAAUAUGGCGGCCGUCAAGCGGAGGCGCGAAAUCGAACAGGACGAAUUGAUUAUCAUUCCAGGCGCAUCCAGGCCGUCACCGCCGGCCCAACUCACCGUUCCAGGUCUACCCACUCAACAUCCGCUGCUCAGCGCUGACCUUCUGCACAGCCUCCAGUACUUUGCAUUGUUACGUCAAAGUAUACCCAAUGGUUCUUUGAUGAAUUUGCCCGUGGCACCUCCACCUCCACCACCGCCGCCACCGCCGAUUCCGAAUCGAUUAUCUCCAACGCCUCCGGCUAGCAGUAAAUCAUCAGCUGGAUUAAAUCAUAUGUGCCCGUCGUGCGGAAUCUGCUUUAGUUCGGCUUCGACCCUUAGCGCCCACGCUACGUACUAUUGCUCCAAACGACCUCAAGUGUCACCGGCCGCAGCACCUGUCACCAGCGCGUCUCCGCUUCCCACACUUCCGACGCAGCCGGAAAUGAUGGCCAACGUUGCGCUGAGUAACGGCAGGAGUCAAACUCCCGAGCCAAUGGACGAACUGGUGCAGUUGAACGACCGUCCGUCGGCCCCCAAGAUUAGACGCAGCGGACGCUAUUACGCCUGCCCGUAUUGUUCGUUCAGCGCCGAUAAGCGAGUCAGCCUCAACCGACACAUGAGGGUUCACGUUGGCCUGCCGCUUUUGGCCACCCAUCCGGUCUCACCUCCUCCGCUUCCGGCUGGCCAUUUGGAAACGUCGCGUUCCUUAUCGUCCGACAGACCGACGGCCGGUUCUUCUCCAGAAUUUCGCGCCAUUAACAAGUUGCAGGAAGAGCCGGCCAGCCGGUCGGAUGCGGGAGCCGAUCGUUUCUGUUGCGAUUGCAAAAUCCAGUUUUCUUCGUUCAAAACGUACCAGGUGCACAAGCAGCACUACUGCCAGUCGAGGAAAGUGGCCGGCGCAAACCUACCGGCCGGAUCGCCUGUCCCGUCUUUGGACAAAUCCAUUCCAGCUGGAGAAAGCCUGGCCGGACGAGCUCAGAACGCGGGCGGAGGUCCUAUGACUAUUCUGAUGUUGCCGACUCAUCCGCCGAUCGUCAUUCCGUUGUGCAUCCUGCAGUCGGCGCGUUUGCUAACGGCUGAUCAGCCCAUGCCGCCUCACUCGGUCAUCGUCUCGCCGCAUGGAGAUAUCCAGUUCCGCGCUGAUUCGCCCGAAGAGCCACGAUCGACGGCCUCAUCGGCAGUCGUCACUCCGGCGGCUUCGACUACCCCGGCCGCUGUGCUGGCUUCUGUUCCAGUUGUUACGGUAGCUCCAUCCGCGCCGGUCACCCCCGUUCCUCCGGCCACAUCUGUUCCUCCGGCAGAGCCGCCCCUGACGGCGAAUUCUGCCACCGUUCCGCCGGAAACUGCGCUGGAUCUCAGUUCUAAAACGAGCGAAUCAGAUCCAGCCACGGCGGAGUCGUCCAGGAAGGAGCCGCUAACGAAGGAGUCAGUUGCCAAUAGCAACGCGAUCGGAGGCAUCCGCAUUAGGGAGGAAUUGGCCCACGUCAAUCAAUCCAGCCCCGACAAUGCAUCGCAACAGCAGCAGCCGGCGCUUCCGUUUCUUCCACCCAAAGUAUUUGCCGAACUGGAGGCGCUGGGCAUGUGCCUGGGCGUCCCUUCCGGCCACGACAUGACGUCCAAUCCGGCCCAGUGGCUGGCCAUGCUGGAGAACGCCGUUUUGCAAGCAAGUUUCAAAGCCCCGCCCACCGUGCCCGUUGUACCUUCGUCUAAUAAAACGGAUUUGAUCCAGCAGGCGCAGCGACCCAGCAGCGCCAUCCCUUGCGAAGAGUGCAACAUCAGCUUCCGGCGGAUGGAAAGCUACCUGGUCCAUAAGCAGUACUAUUGCGCUGCCAGGCACCAGCAGCCGGGCAGCAAAGAACUGCCAGCUCCAGCUGCGGAACAGGUGAACGGCAAUCAGCCGGAAGAACCGGUGGCAGCUCCUGCGAUCCAUCGCGAUCCGGUCAUUCAGCGGGCUAACAAACACGCGUGUCCGCUGUGCGGAAUCGAAUUCGAAUCCGCCGUUGUCCUACAGGCUCAUCGUAGCUUUUAUUGCCCUAAAAGGGAAGUCGAUCCGGCGCUUAAAAAUGCUGCCGAUGUUAGAAAAGUUAAUGCGGAAUCUUUGGCAGCCUCUCCCAAAGCAUCCGGCCCGUCUCCCGGUCACAAUGGAAGCCCAACGGCAGGUGGGUCGGGAUCAAUUCAGCCGCAAGGAUGGAAGUGCCCGUGUUGCGACGUCGUCAGCCCUACGGCCGCGUCCGCGCAGAAACACGUAGAGACGCACUCGAACGUGCGGGCGUUCCGCUGCUCGGUGUGCGGAUACCGCGGGAACACUUUGCGCGGAAUGCGCACUCACGUCCGCAUUCACUUUGAUCGCCGGAAUGCGGAUCUGUGUGAGGAUAAUUACAUCUCUUGCAUAAUGGGCGGCACGGGCGCCGUGGGUGAAUUCAAUCCAGCAGCUGGCGGAAUGCCGAAUUCGCCACCAGAUGUCGAUCAGAUUUUCAAAUCGUUGGGGAUCCCGCCCGAAGUGUGCGCCAAAGUUCUUUCCGCCGCGCAUCCGCCGAGCGCGGAUUCUUCGGCUGGCAACGCGAGGGACAGGCGCGAACUUGGCGGAUCGUCGCUGGCCGGUCUGCAAUUUCUCCAGCUGGCCCAGCGGAUCGCCAAUCACUCACCGGGUCCGACAACCGGAGCCGGAUGCCGAUCAGACAAGUUAUUUCUAUGCGAUCUCUGCUGUUACAGCUCGAGCUAUCGGGGCAACGUCAUCCGCCACUCGAAAUUGGUUCACGGUCGAGAAAUUAGCGAAGUGGCCGUCGUCAGUUCCAACUUCCUUCAACAGGCCGUCAACAACAAUCCGGCGGCGAUGGCCAAACCGCCUUUCCCGGAUCCCAACGUGCCCGCAAAUCGGAUGAAGACGAUAACGGAUCAUUCGCCUCCGCCGCGGCCGGCCCUAAUUAAUACGCCGUCAUCGCUGCCGACGAGCAGGAUGAUGUCGACCGGCUCACCGGACGAAGCUAUUCAAGUGAAGAUCGAUCCGGAUGAUGUCAUGAUGAUGCACCAAUCGUCGACUGGCGGCUCGAAUUCAUCGCAUUCGGGCGAAGGUCACUCGCCUCCGCUGAGCAAUUUGACGCCGGAUUUCCAUUCGGGUCCUGCGGCCACGGCCAGCGGAACUGAUCCCUUCCGCAAGCACUGCAAAUCGUGUAAUAUCACGUUCACCUACAUGAACACAUUUUUGGCGCAUAAGAAGUACUACUGCUCUAGUCAAGCCCCUCUAGAGGAUCAGGACCGGGACCAAGACAGGGACGAAAAUCUAGACGAAAUGGACGACGAGGAUGACGAGUUGGAGGCCGAAACGUCAGCAAGUCCUCCACCGGCUCCCGCCCAUCACUCAGAGGCCACGCCCACAUAAUCCCCCCUACCCCUCCCUACCCCCAACCCACAUCCCACGUACAUUUUGGAAUUUUUAUAUCAUCAUCAGUGUCGCCCUUCCUUGGUAUUCCUUCUCAUUGGGGCCGUUCUUCUUCUUCUUCUUCAACAAUCCAUUUAUAUAAUUCGGUUUCAUUUUGUGUUUUAAUUGGCACGUUGUGUCAUUUGUUUUUGUCUUCAAAUGUUCAGGAUUUCUAUUUCGACAUAUUGAACUUCAAAUCGAUAUCAACUGAAGCAUAUCUAUUACCGAUGUCUCGUUGUGCUUUUUAUUUCGAGUCAGGUUCAACACUUAAUCAUAAUUAAGGGAAAAGGGACGCUAUGUGCAAUCUUAAUAAUCUAUUCGUAAUACGACAUUGUCAUUUUUUUUUUAAGUUGUGGAAUUUUUUGUCCACCACUUCUUACCCCCCUGUCGAAAAUCAUCAUCUUGAGAGUUGUGUUGUUUUUGUUUUUUUUUUCUUUUUCUUUUCUUUCUAAUUUAUGGCACAAAAAGAAGAAAAAAAAAUGUGUGAAAUCAAUAUUCGUGUCAGCAUUUUAAUAGGGCUGAUGGAAGUGAUCUACAUAUCUAUAAUUUGAUGUUUAUUUUUUGUUUCUUUUAAAACACAACUUCGAUGUCUUUAUUUUGUGUUUGGUUUUUUGUUUGUUUGUUCGGUUUUUUUCAAAUUCCAAGUAUAUUAUACGCAGAGGUUGGAGUGAUUGAGGGCUUUGUUGCAUCAAAUGUGGUAUAUCGUGUAAUAGGGGAAAUCAUCGAUGUAGAUCAUCUCCACCCUCCCUCCCAUUCUCAACACAGAUCUAUAACUCAGUUUAUUGGUGAAUCAAUUAUGCUCAGUUGUGCGUGACUGUCUGCGUACGUGAGUGUGCGUGUUUUUUUAGUGUCAAAUACAAAGUCGUUAAUAUUCUA
Molecule: messenger RNA, 5112 nt
Organism: Daphnia magna
Lineage: Eukaryota; Metazoa; Arthropoda; Branchiopoda; Diplostraca; Daphniidae
Product: zinc finger protein ush
Exons: 6
Coding region: 454-4197 (1247 amino acids)
Biological process (GO): heart development; negative regulation of transcription by RNA polymerase II; cell differentiation
Cellular component (GO): nucleus
Molecular function (GO): RNA polymerase II-specific DNA-binding transcription factor binding
Source: RefSeq, a predicted model, not a curated record